AUGUCGGCAUUGGCUACAUCCUUGGGAGUUCUUGCUUAUAUCUUCACUCUUAUUGCAACGCUUGGAUGCCAUUUUGUGAAAAUCGAUACGACUGCCAAUGUAUCCGAACUUUCGGGACUCCGAACCGAUGCGUCAGUGGGUGUUGGGCUCUUCUCGUACGAUAGGACCUAUUCCUUUUCCGUGACGACUUGUGAUGACUACACGUCUGACCAAAUCGACUCAUUUGAUGGACCCUUUCGCGCCGCUCGCUUUUUUGGCUACCUCUCCAAUACAUUCAACGGGGUUGCCACGCUCAUGCUAGUCGUGAUGAGCUGCGUCAACUUUGGAAAAAUAGUAGUCAAAGCCGUAGGCGUGUUGCUCUUGCUCGGAUCCCUUUUUACGAUGCUCACGUUUAACCUGUUUGCAUCGGAGGUCUGUGACCUGAACUGCGAGUUUGGACGAGGUGCUGGGUAUGCGAUUGGCAGCUCCCUCACAGCCUUACUGACGGCUGUGAUUGUCUUUUACGUUCCAUCAAUCGAAAAAGCUCUGGAGCUGCCUGAGACGCCUCCUGUUGCAGGCUUGGUACAUCCUACUUCAGCACCAUCAACAGCUAACUCUGUCUCCGAGUCGUUCCUGUCCGAAGGUGUAAAGAAAGUGACAAAAACCACAAUUCACCCAGAUGGAUCCACGACAGUCGAAGAAACUGUUGUCCGUAUCGAAGAUGCCUAG
Molecule: messenger RNA, 708 nt
Organism: Phaeodactylum tricornutum CCAP 1055/1
Lineage: Eukaryota; Bacillariophyta; Bacillariophyceae; Surirellales; Neidiaceae
Exons: 1
Coding region: 1-708 (235 amino acids)
Source: RefSeq, a predicted model, not a curated record